AUGCCCCACGCACCUAGAAACAGCUUCAUUGCUCCUGGCGUCUCUCGCUUCUCUCGUUCUGCUGCCUACUCCAAGAAGGCUCAGUACAAGCGUAAGCAAACCGCUGUUGCUGCUCCUGCCAAGGCUGCUGCUACCGAUAAGACUGUUGAGGUUAAGGGUGGUAAGAACGGUAACAACCGUACCGUCCCUGCUCAAAAGGCUUCUCGUUUCUACCCCGCUGAGGAUGUCCCUCAACCCAAGGUUGGUCGCAAGGCUGCUGCCAAGGUCAGUGUCCGUGCCUCCAUCACUCCCGGUACUGUUGUCAUUCUCCUCGCCGGUCGUUAUCGCGGAAAGCGUGUUGUUGUCUUGAAGCAACUCGACUCUGGUCUCCUCCUCGUCACCGGUCCCUUCAAGGUCAACGGUGUUCCUUUGAGACGUGUCAACCAAGCUUAUGUCAUUGCCACCUCCACCAAGCUCGAUAUCGCUUCCGUCUCCAUUGAUGCCAAGUUCAACGAUGCUUACUUCAAGAAGUCUGCCAAGACCGAAAAGGCUUUCCUCGAAGGCGAGCAAAAGAAGGCUGCUUUCCCCGAGUCCAAGGCUGCUGACCAAAAGGCUGUUGAUAAGGCUCUCCUCGAAGUUGUUGCCAAGACUCCUUUCCUCCGUCAAUACUUAUCUUCCAACUUUGGUUUGAACAAGGGUCAAUUCCCUCACAACAUGAAGUUCUAA
Molecule: messenger RNA, 705 nt
Organism: Mucor velutinosus
Lineage: Eukaryota; Fungi; Mucoromycota; Mucoromycetes; Mucorales; Mucoraceae
Exons: 1
Coding region: 1-705 (234 amino acids)
Biological process (GO): ribosomal large subunit assembly; cytoplasmic translation
Cellular component (GO): cytosolic large ribosomal subunit; ribosome
Molecular function (GO): structural constituent of ribosome; RNA binding
Source: RefSeq, a predicted model, not a curated record